UAUAUCCCCCUCCUACUGUCUGUCCAGAGGCCAAUGUUUUUAAAAACCCAACCAACCCAUUUGGAAAGAUCUCAGUUCCCUCUGAAGUGUUGUUUUCAUCCCAUCAAGAAGAACCCCGAACGAGAAAGAAAGAAAAGGAAAUCCCAGAUAUGGGAAGGGCUCCUUGCUGUGACAAGGCAAAUGUGAAAAAAGGGCCAUGGUCUCCGGAAGAAGACUGCAAGCUCAAAGAUUUCAUUGAGAAACAUGGCACUGGUGGAAAUUGGAUUGCUCUCCCUCACAAAGCUGGUCUGAAGAGAUGUGGGAAGAGUUGCAGAUUGAGAUGGCUUAACUAUCUGAGGCCUAACAUUAAACAUGGAGAAUUCACGGAUGAUGAAGAUAGGAUCAUCUGCAGCCUCUUUGCUACCAUUGGAAGCAGGUGGUCCAUCAUAGCUGCUCAAUUGCCAGGUAGGACUGACAAUGAUAUCAAGAACUACUGGAACACCAAGCUAAAGAAGAGAUUGAUUGGGACUCUUCCCUCUCAAAGAAAACCACAGCAGCAACAGCCGCAACCACCCUUCCCAUCUCCUUAUGAAGCUUUCUCACCCCUUCAAAAAUCUCCCACAAGCCUUGCAGGUAUGCCUGCCCCACCAGACCUUUUCAAUGCUACCAGCUGCAUCUUACAAACCCAUGAAAGCUUUCCCAUACAUCACUACCACCAUCAUCCACACCAUUCAUAUCAAAUGAAAGAUGGAGCUUACAUGCUUGGAGGGGAGAAUAGCUGCAGCUCUUCUGAUGGGAGCUGCAGCCAGAUCAGCUACAGCAAGGAGAAUGGUCUACAAUAUGGAGGUGAACAGAUGGGGGUGAAUGACAGCUAUUUCUACGGUGGGUUGGAUGAAACCCAAAAGAUAUUCAAUGGCUUCAACGGGCCGUGGGGAGAAGUUCCAUUAGAGUAUGGUUACGAUGAGAUUAAGGAGGUGAUUAGAACUAUUCCAUGCAGUAAUGGGAUACUUAAUGAUGCAAGUGCAGUGAUGUUGGAGGGAACAAAGCCCAAGGGAGGAACAUGUACAACUGACUGUAAAAUCAUGGGAUUUCAAAGGUAAGGGGGUGGAGAUUUAGACCAGUCUGUGGAGUUGUGGUGUUUGAUCUUUCAUGGCAGAUUUUGACAGUACAUGGUAAAAAGAAUGCACCUCUUUUCUGUCUAUUUGUGGGUUUUUCCCUUUCUUUUUUCAUUUUUAUUAUAUUUUGUCAAUCGGUGAUUUGAAA
Molecule: messenger RNA, 1242 nt
Organism: Magnolia sinica
Lineage: Eukaryota; Viridiplantae; Streptophyta; Magnoliopsida; Magnoliales; Magnoliaceae
Product: transcription factor MYB4
Exons: 3
Coding region: 150-1079 (309 amino acids)
Source: RefSeq, a predicted model, not a curated record